GACUUCGGCACCACAUCCAGCGGCUACGCCUUCAGCUUCGCCAGCGACCCCGAAGCAAUCCACAUGAUGAGGAAAUGGGAAGGAGGGGACCCGGGGGUGGCCAACCAGAAGACCCCCACCAGCCUCUUGCUGACGCCCGAAGGCGUCUUCCACAGCUUCGGGUACACGGAAGACUAUUACCAUGACCUGGACCCUGAGGAAGCCCGUGACUGGCUUUAUUUUGAGAAGUUUAAAAUGAAGAUUCACAGCACCAGCGACCUCACCAUGAAAACCGAACUCGAAGCCGUCAACGGGAAGAAAAUGCAAGCGCUGGAGGUGUUUGCCCACGCACUCCGCUUCUUCAAGGAGCACGCCGUGCAGGAGCUGAAGGACCAAUGCCCGUCCCUGCCUGAGCAAGAUGCCAUCCGUUGGGUCAUCACAGUUCCUGCCAUCUGGAAGCAGCCGGCCAAGCAGUUCAUGCGGGAGGCUGCCUACAAGGCCGGUCUGGUGUCCCCGGAGAACCCGGAGCAGCUCCUGAUCGCGCUGGAGCCCGAAGCCGCCUCCAUUUAUUGCAGGAAACUUCGCCUCCACCAGCUGAUCGAGCUGAGCU
Molecule: messenger RNA, 589 nt
Organism: Apaloderma vittatum (bar-tailed trogon)
Lineage: Eukaryota; Metazoa; Chordata; Aves; Trogoniformes; Trogonidae
Product: heat shock 70 kDa protein 12B-like
Source: RefSeq, a predicted model, not a curated record